GACAUGCAAAGCUCCUCUGCCUCCGUUGUUGAUAAGGGAGCUGUGGGACUCAUUUGGCCAAACCUUUUGUUUUCCCCACAGCUUUACAUAAAUCCCCCCUGACCCCCUCACCUCCUCGUUCUAAAUAGAGAGCAGGAGGGAAGAGAGGAGGGAAGAGAGGAGAGGUCCGAGCAAGGAGCAGGGCAGAGAGAGGGAGAGAGAUGUCGAAGGAGGUGAGCGAGGAGGCGGAGCAAGCGCCGCCGAAGGACUACGCCGAUCCACCGCCGGCGCCUCUGCUGGACAUGGGAGAGCUCCGGCUGUGGAACUUGUACCGGGCCUUGAUCGCCGAGUACGUGGCCACCCUCCUCUUCCUCUACGUCACCAUCGCCACCGUCAUCGGAUACAAGGUCCAGUCCCAGAACGACCCGUGCGGCGGCGUCGGCUACCUCGGCAUCGCCUGGUCCUUCGGCGGCAUGAUCUUCAUCCUCGUCUACUGCACCGCCGGCAUCUCCGGGGGUCAUAUUAACCCGGCGGUGACGUUCGGGCUGUUUCUGGCGAGGAAGGUGUCUCUGCUGAGGGCUUUGCUGUACAUGGUGGCGCAGUGCCUGGGUGCCAUCUGCGGCGUGGGCAUCGUCAAGGGGAUCAUGAAGCACCCCUACAACUCUUUAGGUGGAGGGGUCAACGAGGUCGCUUCCGGCUACUCCAAGGGCACCGCCCUCGGCGCUGAGAUCAUCGGCACCUUCAUCCUCGUCUACACCGUCUUCUCCGCCACCGACCCCAAGCGCAAGGCCCGUGACUCCCACGUCCCGGUCUUGGCUCCGCUUCCAAUUGGGUUCGCAGUGUUCAUGGUACACCUGGCCACCAUUCCCAUCACCGGGACCGGCAUCAACCCGGCCAGGAGCUUGGGACCUGCCGUUAUCUACAACAACAAGAAGGCCUGGGACGACCAGUGGAUCUUCUGGGUGGGACCGUUCGUGGGGGCGUUGGCCGCGGCGGCGUACCACCAGUACAUCCUACGCGCGGCGGCCAUCAAGGCGCUGGGUUCGUUCCGGAGCAGCCACGGCAACUGAGCUUGGAAGGAGUAAUUAGUAAAGUUACGAGGAAAGGAGGUGGUUGGGAUGGUGUAGCCGGCUCGCUCUAUCCUUUCUUCUUUGUCUGUUGUGUAUGUGAGAGAGAGAGAGAGAGAGGAGGGGAGGGGGAGGAGAAGGACGAGUUGUUGGUUUCACUUUACCUUCUUUUUCUGGUUUCGUUUUGUGCUUAUCUCUAUCAUGUGUAAUGUAAGGGGGAUGGAUGUGUGUUUAAUUUGUUUGAUUAAGUUGGGGAAUUAAAUUAAAUGAUCCGUCGUUUUCCUGUUGCUGUUA
This is a messenger RNA of Elaeis guineensis (African oil palm), 1340 nucleotides long. NCBI's taxonomy places the organism in Eukaryota, Viridiplantae, Streptophyta, Magnoliopsida, Arecales, Arecaceae. The record is from RefSeq and is a predicted model, not a curated record.